This is a messenger RNA of Dicentrarchus labrax (European seabass), 1271 nucleotides long. RefSeq names its product forkhead box Q2 (gene foxq2). Bases 204 to 1079 code for a protein of 291 amino acids. Gene Ontology annotation, biological process: anatomical structure morphogenesis; cell differentiation; regulation of transcription by RNA polymerase II. Gene Ontology annotation, molecular function: DNA-binding transcription factor activity, RNA polymerase II-specific; RNA polymerase II cis-regulatory region sequence-specific DNA binding. The transcript has 2 exons. NCBI's taxonomy places the organism in Eukaryota, Metazoa, Chordata, Actinopteri, Moronidae. The record is from RefSeq and is a predicted model, not a curated record.
GAUCUUGUCAACAGUAAGACUUCGGCGGAAGAAGCGAGGCUCAUUGAGGCGGUCCGUUUGGGAAGGGUCCUGCACUUUAAAAGAAAAUAGCCAUGCUGUGAAAUUCAGACACAAAAUUCUGAGAAGACUCUUGGGAGAGACACUUUACAUUUAUCACCUGAUAUUUAUUCUGCAGCCAGUUUGGAACCAAUAAAACCUCUGAAAUGAGUCUGAGAUAUCUUAAUUCAGAGAUGACAAUGGAGGACAGAAGCAGCCGCACCGGCGGCAGAGAAAGGCUGGGACUGAGCUUCACUAUUGACUACCUUCUGUUCAAUAAAGGAGUCAAAGGUUCUAAAGAAGAAGCGACAGGAAGUCGUACGGCAGAGCAGACAGCGAACAACCUGCUAAAUCAUCAGAAUCCUACACCCAAAGAGGUGGGGAUUCGCUCUGAGAUACAGGAGAAGCGGGUACAGAGGUCAGAGGCAGAGACUGAAGACAGGAAAGUCAAAGAAGAGGAGGGGGAUGAAGACCAACAAGAGGAGGGGGAGGAGGAAGUGACCACCACCACAUCUACCAGCAGCAGUCCAGAGAAGUCGGCAGACAAACCCAACCAGUCGUACAUCGCACUCAUCUCUAAGGCAAUCCUGACGUCGGAGCAGAAGAAGCUGCUGCUAUGUGACAUCUAUCAGUGGAUCAUGGACCACUACCCGUACUUCAAGAGUAAGGAUAAAAACUGGAGGAACAGCGUGCGUCACAACUUGUCCUUAAACGAUUGCUUCAUCAAAGCGGGCCGCAGUGAAAACGGUAAAGGCCACUUCUGGGCGAUUCACCCCUCAAACUACCAGGACUUUUCUAACGGUGACUACCACUGCCGGAGGGCACGGCGGAGGGUGCGCAGGGUGGCAGGACAGCAUCCCCUUUCCUCCCUGAGCUCCCCCUACCACCCUGCCCUCACCCGGCCCCACAGAACGACCUGUUGGUGCUGUCCUCAAGUCCAAACACUUCCUCUCUCCUGCUUGGCACCCAGACUCUACUGGCCAUGGUCCAGUGUGCAGCCUCAAGUGGGGCUCCAUCCGGGCCUGCGUGCCUCUGUACUGUGAGAGUGAAUAGGUUGUAUUUUAGAGGUAUUCUGACUAAUUUGCUAAUGAAUAUGUCAUUAGGUGAUGUUAAAAUUGAAGUGUACUUGGACAAUGUUACAUUAUAUUAAAGGCAAAGUGAUUUUAGGAUUUCAACGAUUGAAUAAAAUAUAUGAAGCUGCACUUCUUUCAUUUGUAUUCCAAAUGUUUUUUAGA